AUGAAUUAAUCUCAAAUGUUAACAACUCAUAAAUCAACUAAGAAAGAUACAGGAGAGAAUAAUAAUAAAUUAUCAAGUGGUUCAAUAGUGGCAACAAAAUUUCGAUUGAUAGAUAAGGUUGGAUAAGGGAGCUUUGGAAUGAUUUAUAAAACCGAGAAUAUGGAGAGUGGUGAUAUUUUUGCAACGAAAUUUGAAAAGAGAGAUGAGAAUUCAAGUGGAAUGAGUUUGCUAGUAAGAGAAAUAAAAGUAUUAAUAGAAGUACAAGAUUUUGAAGGUAAAUAAUAAAAUCAUAUAGUUAGGAUUUCCUUAGAUUGUAUUUUAUGGAAGAGAUGAAUAUUAUAAUUACUUCAUGUAAACAUAUUUGGGAUACAACUUGGAAUAACUAUUAAAAAGAUGCAAUUAUAAAUUUAGUAUAUAGACAGUGUUAAGAAUUGGGAUAAUUCUAAUAGAUAGAUUAAAAAUGCUGCAUUCAAAAAAUUUAUUACAUCGUGAUUUAAAACCUGAUAAUAUGUGUAUAGGUUAUGAUGAUAUCGAUUAGAUAUAUUUAAUUGAUUUCGGUUUAGCUAAAUACUAUAAGGAUUCAUAAGGUAAUCAUAUAGCAUAAAGUGAUAAAAAGGGAAUAAUAGGAACAGCUAGAUAUGCUAGUUUAACAGCACAUUUAGGUUAAUAACCAAUUCUAUUUUAAAGGAAAGGAAUAAUCAAGAAGAGAUGAUAUAGAGAGUUUGGGAUAUGUUUUAGUCUAUUUAGCAAAAGGUCGCCUUCCUUGGAUGAAUCUAAAUACUAAUACAAAAUCAGAGAAGUAUUAAAAAAUUAAAGAAUUUAAACAAUAAAUCACUUUAGACAAAUUAUGUGAAGGAUUGCCGAAAGUUUUACGUCAUAUUCAUCAUAUAAGUGUUUCUUGAAUCUUUUCAUCUAUGCACGUGGCCUUGAUUUUUAAGGAGAACCAGAUUAUUAGUUUCUAAAAGAUCAAUUUUAGAAAUAAUAUCAAAUAGAUGUAUCUUCCUCAUUGAACCAUGUUCCAUUAGAUUUCGAAUGGGAGCGUUUACCAGAGCUCAAAAAAAGAAAGUAAAGAGCCAUAGCUAAUUUAUUAAAAUAGAAGUUAGGUACUUGAAUCUAAUUGUAUAAGAAAAAUAAACUGAAUUAGAAAUUAAGAAAAGUUAUGAUGAAAGACCUGAAUAGAGAGGAAGUUCAUUUCUUAAUGUACCUGUAUAAGAAAAUGAUUAAUAAUAACUUUCUCCUGAAAAAAAUAAAUAAAGCAGAGUAAAUAUAAACAUUUUAUCAUUUAGAGAUUUAGUUAAAAUGUUUCAAGUUUUGGUACAAGUUAAAUUAACAAUUAUCAAAUGAGUUAAAAAGAGAAUUUUAGAAAAUUUGCUAAGGAAAAAAGAGAAUAAUCAUAUUUUUCAAUUGAAAAAAACAAUUAGAAUUAAAAGAAUUUCUUUAAAUAAGCAUCAACUAAAGCAGAACGAUAAUAGGCAUUAUAAGAUUUAGAUAAUGAUUAUAGAGAUUUUGAUGAUUUAGAUCAAUUGGCAGAUGAAGAAACAAAUAUUGCCAUUUUCAACAUUACUCCUCAUAUAUCAAAGAGAAGAUUUCAAUGAUCAUUUAAAUAUUCAUUACCAAAAGAUUAUAAUAUUUG
Messenger RNA from Paramecium sonneborni, 1633 nucleotides. Lineage: Eukaryota; Ciliophora; Oligohymenophorea; Peniculida; Parameciidae. The record is from the annotation of a GenBank genome assembly.